Messenger RNA from Amoebophrya sp. A120, 766 nucleotides. The record is from the annotation of a GenBank genome assembly. Lineage: Eukaryota; Dinophyceae; Syndiniales; Amoebophryaceae.
AUGACUGCCUCCACUGAGGAAGACGCCUUGCCUCCACUACUCGCGACGAGAGAGCCGUCCGACACUGGCUGCACGGAUUCAGAGGCCAUUUCAACAGUAGUUCCUGAAACACAUACUGCGACAGGCGAUGAAUCGACGGAGCUGCAGGUUGAGAAAGAACACGAAGUAAGAAAAGCUCGACACGGUACUGCUGCCACCGAAGAUUUACUGGAAGGUAGCGAAAGAAGCACCAAAUCUGAGGCGAGCCAAACCACAAAAACCGAGAACACGACACCCGGCAAGCUGGAGGAAAUUCGCGCAGUGACCAAUCGAGUUGUGCACGAGACUCUGCAAGACUCGGUCUAUGACCAGGAGAAAGUGAAUGAGUGGUGCGAGACAAUUGUGGAUAGUUCCCUGCGGGGACUCAACGAUCUCCGGAGGCCCUACAAGUACGUGGUCACGUGCGUGAUCGUAGAAAAGGCGGAAUCGGGAACGCACACCGCAGCUACGGCGUUUUGGGAUCAAGAAAACGAUGGCCUUUGGUCAGCUCACAUCUGUAAUUCCACGCUCGAUUGCUUCACAACAGUGUUCUGGCUGAGAAACAAGAGCGAGUAUGGCACAGCUAGAUCUAGAAGGAGCUGAAUUCAUCGGGCGCACCGAACGUGCCGAAAAAGGACUGAACAGAAGAAGCAUUGAAGUGGCGUCUUGUUCGGAAAAAACGUCUACUCACUCGACACCAGCGUGCGACUUUCAGGUUGCACGCGUUUCAAGAAUUCGGAUAACGUGG